AUGCAGCCACCACUAGAGAAUGAGUCCAUUGUCUUAGUAUUUACACUUUCUGGACUAAAUGAAACCAUGACAAACAGAUUUGUGUUUUUUUCCUUGACUGCAUUGUAUUAUCCAUUAAUUGUGUUUUGUAAUGUGACCAUAAUUUACACUGUAAUCUCACAUAAGAAACUUCAUGAGCCAAUGUAUGUGUUUAUAUGCAAUUUGUGUAUGAAUGGACUUUAUGGCACAGCUGGAUUCUACCCUAAAUUCCUGUAUGAUUUAUUAUCCCAUUAUCACAUGAUUUCUUAUGCUGGAUGUUUGUUUCAGAUAUUUGUAAUUUAUUCAUCUGUUCUGUGUGACAUUUCAACAUUAACAGUGAUGGCAUAUGACAGAUAUGUGGCAAUAUGUAGACCACUGGAGUAUCAUUCAGUAAUGACUGUCAGGAGGAUUCUUCAAUGCAUCCUCUUCUGCUGGCUGACUCCAUUUUUUUGCAUGUGUGUUUUAGUUGUAUUAACAUCAAGGCUAACCUUAUGUGGCUCUAGCAUUGGAAAAUUAUAUUGUGAAAACUGGUCAGUUGUUAAACUCUCUUGUUUUUCUACAACAGUAAAUAAUGUGAUUGGGUAUGUAAUUAUUAUUAUAUAUUUUGGACAUGCAGAGAGGACUCAGAACUCCGGCAGACUACUGAGUCCAGAGUUUUUCCUCAUGUCCGUGAAAAGCAGACAGGGCUUGCCGUCUAGGAGGAGUGGAGAUUGGGAUGGUGGAGGGAUGCUAUGA
This is a messenger RNA of Puntigrus tetrazona (Sumatra barb), 753 nucleotides long. RefSeq names its product olfactory receptor 1D2-like. NCBI's taxonomy places the organism in Eukaryota, Metazoa, Chordata, Actinopteri, Cypriniformes, Cyprinidae. The record is from RefSeq and is a predicted model, not a curated record. Gene Ontology annotation, molecular function: olfactory receptor activity; G protein-coupled receptor activity. Gene Ontology annotation, cellular component: membrane. Gene Ontology annotation, biological process: G protein-coupled receptor signaling pathway.